AGCCGCUGCAGGAAGCGGACCCUAGAGUACAGGUUUUGCCAAUGAAGGGUUUCUUGUGGGGUACGUAUCAUCAGCUAGAUGUUCAAGGCUUCCUGGACGACGUGGAGAAUAUUUCAUGGAAUCAGUCAAAUCCAUAUCUACACUUUAUCUCGCACCUUCCUAUGGAUGUCCUGGGCGAGCAGCUAGCUCUCAGCACGACUAUUACGCUGCACACCAGAACAAUCCUGGCUGUUCAAAUACGGUCGCAUUUCAAUGAGUUAUCUAAUGCACGACUGGGUAUGGGAUCGUAUUUCCGCAUCUCCUGAGCAUCGGGCUCGGUGCAAGCUGAGCGUCAUCGCACAAGCCGUUUCUGAGUUCAAUCACACCAUUGACCCACGGUUGUUGGUACCAUAUAAUAGCCAUUUCUAUCCUGAUGCUACGAACCCUGCAUAUUCUUUAAAGACUGAAAACAGGCGCAGAGGUACACCAUUCAUAGCGGGUACAUUCAGACCAUUAGAGCAUCAGAUCAUUCAGCUAGGUAUGCUGGACAAAUGGGAUUACUGCCUACGGAAACUCUUUGUCCUGACGUCUACAGGACGCUCACCUGGAUCAGAUACUUUGAGAGCAUCGGACUGGGCUGCUGUUGUCGGCGCCUUUGACCGGUGGCCCUUCGCACCUGAGGUGGAUUCCUAUAUCUUGACCUUGGCACUGGCUAAUACCAAGGUCCAGAGGUUUUCACUUUCAUCCAGGGCUCGACACUCGCAUUCAGGAGCAACGCUAGCGCAAAUAAUCGCUAUCCUUUUCCGGACAGCAGCAGUCUACCAUCUUGGACUCUACCGAGAGAAGGUCAGCCUUCAACCAGUCGAAUACUAUUCGAAGCUCCCUCCAGUCCCUCCGAUAGACACAUGUUUCAUUCUCAAUCCUUUGGUUGCCACCGGUGGUACUGCAUGUGCUGCCCUUGUCAUGAUCAUAGACUGGGGAGUUGCUAAGGUCUCGUUCCUUUUGUUAUCCGCACAACAAGAAUCCUUUUAUUGUGCGCUGGACACGUGCUCUUCUGAGGCUCAACCAGUAUACGACACGAACACUCAAGUUCCAGGGUUCCAUCCCAUACCCAAACCCGACAACAUCAAAUGGAUUGCCCUGAGCUCUGCCGGUGCAGUCGAUUACGCAACGGUGGUGACUUGGAAAAAUCAGGCUGCCGGAAAACGAAGCUUCGAAGUUCAUGGCAGACCAUGUCCCCGCAUCCCUCCAUUUUUCGAAUAUAUCUUACUUUCUUGGCAACCGCAUUAUCCUCGACAAAAUUCCUGGGGCGUUUGCAAUCGGACCGUUAUCUUCACCAUUCAUCAGCCUCGCAGUAACAUUGUCGCCUUGUUUGAUCGUCUUGUCCUCCUGGCUCAUGGGAAAAUGCCAUGUCCACCAGGGUUUAAUAUCUCAUGCAUGCUGGACUUGGACCACGAAGCCCGGACUCCCCUUUUAAUGAUGCUCAACAACCUUUUACAUGAGGAGUGUGCCGUUGGUGUAUCAUCUGUACGAUCAGAAGGUCGUCCUUCCACUGCGACCUCGGAGCUCCUGGAAGCUGUCCGAAGCUCACCAUCUGGUAACAGCACCUCAACUCCCAAACUUGCGCAGCUUGUCGAGGCGUAUUCUACGAGUGAAGUUGCACAGUCGAUCAAGGCCGAGAUGAAGGAUGUCGCUACUGCACAGCGGGGAGCUGAUGCGUCACACGCGGAUGAACCGGACUACGUGGAGCAACAGAUCGGACACGAGCAGUUCAUAUGGGCGGGCGAUGAUGCACUGAUUUAUGCUGGUAAUGUGAGGGAUGUUGGUGGCAGUUACUCGUAUUCCAAAGGUGCAUUAGCAUUAGCAGUUUCAUCAACGCACUAUGAACUUGUUUUUCAUAGACAUGCAGGUGUCCAUCGGGGUAUCUACGCGAUCUUCCAGCGCAACUCGACGACGGGCGUGGAAAAGACGCUUGUUGACGCCUUCCCUGGUGGUGCAAGCCGGCCUAUACUCUCGCGUGAUGGACACACACUUGCAUUCCUGCGCCGUAGUUCGUGUAAUCUCUCCAGUGUUCUUAAUCACCAUAGUUCUUGCAUCGAUAUCCUUGUAUACGUGGAUCUUAAUACGGGCACUCUGCAUCAUAUCUGGCAUGGGCUCACCUACGACCUCUCCACAAUCUACGCGCCGAUGGGUACAUACCCGUCCUUUGCAUUCACGCCCUCUUCGUCCUCGCCGGGUAUCAUCAUCUGGGCUGCUGGGCAGAUGUGGCAUGUCCCAUUGGCGUAUAACUCAGAGGGGGAACUUGUCGCUGCGGCCACAGCCACUAACAACAUAAACCUUACGCCAAAGGUGAUCCCGUUCACAGUGCAGAUCUCGAAGAAACUCGCGGAAACUCGGCGUAUGAAGACUGAUGUACGCAAGUUCGAAUCAGGCCCACAGCGCGUGCGUGCCUUCACCCAGCUCGCGCUGGAUGAAUCUGGCGAGCAUGCAGUAUUUGCAGGCGCAGGCCAGACAUGGGUGCAGGUGCUUGGAGACUCCCUCAUCAAUCCGACUACCUUGGACCCCAUCGAUGAUGCCAACUUCGUUGAGACUUCGAAGCCUGCCCAGCGCAUUCCGCACCUACACUCCUCUGCAGUAUACUACUCACCUUCCUUCGUUCCUGCGUCUUCAUUCAUUUUGCACCCACGCUGGGAUAAUAUAAUACACAUGUCUCAUCCCUUGAGCUGGUCGCUGGACUCCCUAAAGGUCGGUGUGAAGACGGGUGGAGAUGUGUUGACUGGUGACGUGGUGGCUACUGCACAAACUGGAGUCUGGGUUGGAGAGAUCACGCUUCCGUCCCAUUCAUACUCCCAAGGCACGGCCGAACUGACCAACUUGCGCUAUGUCCAAAGUAGUAUCGACCCUUCUGAUGUCGUCAAGCUAUCGUUUGGCCUUUUCUUCUUCACAUUGUCGCUCUUCGGCUUCUCAUGCUUAUCUAGCCUUAUCAUUCGCGAACGAGCGAGUCCUUUUCAUGCGUGA
Suillus discolor is the source of this 2997-nucleotide messenger RNA. RefSeq lists its product as uncharacterized. The transcript has 19 exons. The coding region runs from base 253 to 2997 and encodes 914 amino acids. NCBI's taxonomy places the organism in Eukaryota, Fungi, Basidiomycota, Agaricomycetes, Boletales, Suillaceae. The record is from RefSeq and is a predicted model, not a curated record.